UCGUGCUGAUGAAUUUUGUCGGAAAGGAACGAAAGGAGUCGCUUCGCCUCGUUAUACGUUUGUUUACCCGUUGCUUUUUUCGGAAAUUAAAUAGCCUUUUUCUUCUCUACUGAAUACAAAUAUCUCGGAAUGGCGAAGCAUCACCCCGAUCUUAUAUUCUGCCGUAAACAGCCAGGAGUGGCUAUAGGACGCCUGUGCGAGAAGUGCGAUGGAAAGUGUGUGAUCUGCGAUUCUUACGUGAGACCGUGCACUUUGGUGCGCAUCUGUGACGAGUGCAAUUACGGAUCCUACCAGGGACGAUGCGUAAUUUGCGGUGGACCUGGAGUGUCUGAUGCCUACUACUGCAAGGAAUGUACGAUUCAGGAAAAAGAUAGGGAUGGAUGUCCAAAGAUUGUAAACCUGGGAAGUUCUAAAACGGAUCUUUUCUACGAGAGGAAAAAGUAUGGCUUCAAACAGCGGUAGACGGAAGUCUCCCACACUACCAUAAUUUUAAUAAUAUUGUAUUCGAAAUUCGACCCAAAUUAUUAACAAAAAAAAACACGCAUUUCCCAUAAAUCGCUAACAA
Molecule: messenger RNA, 565 nt
Organism: Armigeres subalbatus
Lineage: Eukaryota; Metazoa; Arthropoda; Insecta; Diptera; Culicidae
Gene: Phf5a
Product: PHD finger-like domain-containing protein 5A
Exons: 3
Coding region: 130-462 (110 amino acids)
Biological process (GO): mRNA splicing, via spliceosome
Cellular component (GO): U2 snRNP; catalytic step 2 spliceosome; precatalytic spliceosome
Source: RefSeq, a predicted model, not a curated record